This is a messenger RNA of Plasmopara halstedii, 201 nucleotides long. RefSeq lists its product as uncharacterized. The record is from RefSeq and is a predicted model, not a curated record. The transcript is spliced from 3 exons. NCBI's taxonomy places the organism in Eukaryota, Oomycota, Peronosporomycetes, Peronosporales, Peronosporaceae. Bases 1 to 201 code for a protein of 66 amino acids.
AUGCAGCACGUGUCUGCCAUCUACAAGUCCAAAGUUCUCCCUUAUGCAAUAGUCGUACCGCCCAGAAGGAGCAGUGAAUCUGAUCUACUCGGUUCAUUGAGGAUUUACUCGAUUGUUCCGCUUGGUUUGUCGACUUUGGUGUAUUCGUCGAACCCAUCGCUGCUGAUCUCCAUCUUUCUAAUCAUAAAAACGACGGGAUAA